AUGAAGCUAAGCAUCCUUUCUUGGAAUGUGAGGGGGCUAAAUAAGAGGGAUAAACGCUUGAGGGUGAGUAAUUUGCUCAGAGAUUGGAAUGCAGAUGUUGUUUGCCUUCAAGAAACCAAGAUUCAGUGUAUGUCUCGAAAUAUUGUUCGUAGUUUAUGGGGGCGAAAUCAUGUGGAUUGGUGUUGUUUGGAUUCUUGUGGGGCCUCGGGUGGUAUUUUGAUCAUGUGGGAUACUAGGGUGGUGGAGAAAGUCGAUGUUUGUGUAGGGACUUAUUCCUUGGCCGUGUCUUUCAAGAAUGUGGUCGAUCUCUCGGCUUGGGCAUAUGCAGAGGUGUACGGUCCUAACCUUGAUAGGGAUAGAAGGUUUAUUUGGGAUGAGUUGGCUGGCGUUCUUAGUUGGUGGAAUUUGCCGUGGUGUAUUGGCGGAGAUUUCAAUGUGACUCGAUUCCCUAGUGAAAGAUCAGGUGGAGCUCGUCUAGAUUCUGCUAUGAUGGGUUUCUCUGAUUUUAUUUCUGAACAAGGGCUCAUGGACCUUCCUCUUGCCGGGGGUGCUUUUACUUGGUCGGUUUCUCAAGAUCCUCCUUUGUGGUCUAGGAUUGAUCAGUUUCUUAUUUCCCCAGAUUUGGAAGCUUGGUGA
Molecule: messenger RNA, 636 nt
Organism: Corylus avellana
Lineage: Eukaryota; Viridiplantae; Streptophyta; Magnoliopsida; Fagales; Betulaceae
Source: RefSeq, a predicted model, not a curated record